AUGACCAAGGCGGCGAGAAAGUCUGCUCCGGCGACCAGAGUUGUGAGAGUUCACGCGAACAAAGAAUUUCUUCAGCUGGUGCUGGCCCAUGUUGAGUUGCCAAAAUCAAAAGCAUAUUCUGAUGGUACUUAUCUGCACCGAUUGCACAAUCUUUCUUGGAUAUUGGUUCCGUCUCAUGCAUUUUGGAUGACAUUAAGAAGCUUUGUUAGCAAUUUUGCUGGAAGGUUGAGAACCAAGAUUGCACAAUCUUUCUUGGAUAUUGGUUCCGUCUCACGCAUUUUGGAUGACAUUAAGAAGCUUUGUUGGCAAUUUUGUUGGAGGGUUGAGAACCGAGAGAACAAACAAACCACCACCGAGUUGGAGCACAUAGCUGAACUACUACAGGGGCUGAGACGUGACUUGCAAGUCAGUCAUUGA
This is a messenger RNA of Striga asiatica, 417 nucleotides long. NCBI's taxonomy places the organism in Eukaryota, Viridiplantae, Streptophyta, Magnoliopsida, Lamiales, Orobanchaceae. The record is from the annotation of a GenBank genome assembly.